CAGAGUUUUGGGAAGCCUGGCGCAUCCAAGAGCUCAGCCUGCAUCCAUCAUGGAGCAAGCAAACUUAUUGCUGAGUUUCCUCCUCCUUCUUGGGGAACAGCUGAGACCCAGCCCGGCUUGCCAGCUGCCCACCGACUGGAGGCCACUCAGCGAAGGCUGCCGGGCAGAGCUGGCAGCCACCAUUGUCUACGCCAAAGUCUUAGCUCUGCACCAGGACAUGUACUACAGCAUGUACAACUAUUUGCCCUGGCACUACGACGGCGCCGUGGACGGAGGGCUCUUUUACUCCGCCGAGAUUGAGAUGCUGUGCGACCAAGCUUGGGGGAGCAUGUUGGAGGUGCCAGCGGGGUCUCGCUUCAACCUCACUGGAUUGGGCUACUUCUCCUGCCAUUCCCACACGGUCAUGCAGGAUUAUUCUUACUUCUUCUUCCUCAG
Messenger RNA from Notechis scutatus (mainland tiger snake), 435 nucleotides. NCBI's taxonomy places the organism in Eukaryota, Metazoa, Chordata, Lepidosauria, Squamata, Elapidae. The record is from RefSeq and is a predicted model, not a curated record.